GACGGCAUUGCGCAGGCGCAGUUCGUUUCCCGCGGUUUUCCUUGGCGGUUUGGUUUAGCAGGAGAGCGGGUCGCCGAGGGCGGGGGCCGCGAUGGCUGCUUCCUCCGACGGAGGCAAGCCGCUACAGCCUGUCACUCAUGUCAUCUUUGACCUGGAUGGCACCCUCAUAAACACCGAAGAUAUGUACAACGCCAUCAUGACAGAACUCUGCAGCCGCUAUGGGAAGACGUACACUUGGAAGGAAAGAUCCCAGAUCAUGGGGAUACAAGAAAUGAACGGGCUGGUGAUUUUCCAAAAGCUCUUCGACCUGCCCUUAACCGUCGAAGAAAUCCUCCGCGAAACCUCCCAAAAGAAACGAGAACAAUAUCCCAACUCUGCCUUGAUGCCCGGCGUGGAAAAGCUGGUCCGCCAUCUGCACGGGCACAAGAUCCCCAUCGCCGUCGCCACCAGCUCCUUUCGCGAUGCGUUCGAGAUGAAAACGGGGAAACUAAAGCCCCUUUUCGGUUUGUUCCAUCACGUUGUGAUGGGAGAUGACCCCGAGGUUAAAAACGGCAAGCCGGAGCCCGAUAUAUUUUUGGUGGCCGCCAAGAGGUUCGAACCGCCGGUACCUCCGGCAAAAUGCCUCGUCUUUGAAGAUGCCCUGAACGGGGUCAAAGCGGCCGUGGCUGCCGGCAUGCAAGUAGUCAUGGUCCCCCACGGCGGUUUCCCAAAAGAACUGACGAAAGAAGCCACCCAUGUCCUACAAUCAAUGAAUGAUUUCAAGCCAGAAAUGUUUGGCUUGCCGAAGUUUGAUUGACAUUUGCUGGCGGUUGAUCUUACGGAUUCCGGUUUUCCGAUGGGAGGACAUUUCUUCCAGUAUUAAAAAGCAUUCCAAAAAUUCCUAAGUGGUACUAUAAAAGCAUGCUCUCAAUUCCUGGAUAAUUCGCUUAUUGAAAUCCACCACUGCUAGGUGGAAAAAGAUGAGUUGUAUUUAUUAUUCCUAUGUUGCUAACAAAUACCCUGCCAAGGAAUAAACUGGUGCCUUGCA
Molecule: messenger RNA, 1027 nt
Organism: Pantherophis guttatus
Lineage: Eukaryota; Metazoa; Chordata; Lepidosauria; Squamata; Colubridae
Source: RefSeq, a predicted model, not a curated record